Molecule: messenger RNA, 1869 nt
Organism: Fusarium mangiferae
Lineage: Eukaryota; Fungi; Ascomycota; Sordariomycetes; Hypocreales; Nectriaceae
Exons: 1
Coding region: 1-1869 (622 amino acids)
Source: RefSeq, a predicted model, not a curated record
AUGGGUGACGACAUGGGAAACUCCCUCCUCGAUAUUCGGACAAAAUACGCGUCGAAAAUCACGACGCAAUUGAUCAAUAUCUCAAAAAGCAAGGUGUCACAACAAAAGUCCGUUGAGUUUCUCAAGAAACUCAAGUGCCUAUAUUUCGAGGCUCCAUCGCAACCCGAUACGGAUAAGCCUGGGAACUCAGCGCAGCCCAUUCUAAAAUUUGAAACCAUUGAUGCAUUCACCCAACGGCGUUACGUUGCUCUUUCAUACACAUGGAAGCCGUCUUACGAAGAAAUAGGUGUUCCCAGCGGUGGUUAUCUGGUUGAGGACAUCUGUUCCAGCAACCCGUCACCGUCUUCUGUAAGGAAUACGGUUUUCAGUUGCAUGCAGGCGAUGGAUAGGGUCUAUAGCUUGAGCUGUUGCCCAGUUACAUUGUUGUCGCGGACAAUCAAAACCUCAGAGCAGCUAGAGCUGCUCAUUGAAAUCCUUUCUCAGGAUUUUGUCGUACAUGAAGAUGGCCAAUACUGGAUAUCGAGAUCGACGACUCUAGAAAGAGCUCAUCGAGCCCUUGAUCUUCUCAACUAUAUCACUUCAGAUCCCUGGUUCUCCAGAGGAUGGACUUUCCAGGAAAACUACCGAGCUGGUUCGAAAAUGACGCUUCUUAUCACGCAUGUUGCAUCCAUCAGAGCACAGAAGCCAUCACACUAUCUCGGAGCAUUAGAUGGAGAGCUUUGUAUCAAUUCUUGCAACUUUUACGAGCAAGUAACAAAGCUCUGCUUGGCUUACCAAAGUCAUCAGCCGCGGCCAUAUUACUGGGAGCGUAUCAUUUCGAGGGCCGGAAUGUACAAAGUUCUACUUCAGUCCGAUGAUAGUGACGGCGAUAGUGCUGACGGCGACCACUCAGCCCCAGUAUCAAUGUCCCCUACUAUCAUAAAGGAUAUAGCCAACCGUAAGGUCGACAGGGAAUGGGAUCGACUAGCCAUCAUCGCCAAUUGUUGCCAGUACAUUAACCGCUUGGACAGCACGAAGCUGCAAGGCAAGCACAGCCUUGAUUUGUCUUUACUUGCACUCUGUUUGAUAAAUGGAGAAAUCUUCUCUAAUCAUCCCAAGAACAGCUGGGAUAACAUAUGGACAAGAAGACUCCCCAUCGCCGAUUUCUUACACACGCACUUUUUCCACGGGCUACGAAGCUCGGGGAAAACAGGAAGGCUUACCUUCAAUAAAGGCUGUCGAUUUUCAAAUGUUAUCCUCAGGCAAGAGGGGGUGCAGACAGAAGGCUAUCUCUGGCGAUUGGACGGUGAGAUUUCGACCACCAGCUUUCACCGGCAUGGCAGUAGGGGAAAGCGAUAUCAGCGACGACUGCGACCACUUGAAUGGCUGGCCCGCCGGCUGGCUGCACAGUAUCGAAUUCUCUCCCAAAGAAUCUACAACAUCCUCAAUCUUAGUGAGCCAUUGACACCUCCGCAACGAUGGCAGCUUAGUAUGGCUUGCAAAAUAGAAGAAGCUAUUAGCCAGGGAAAAAUGCUAUGUACGGCAACCGCAGCUUUUCUAGGUCGCGGGCCUUUGCCUGUUGCUAUUUUUGUCAUUGGGCCUGAAGACGAUGAUGAUGACAGCAGUAGUGAUGCUGCUGAGUCGUUGAUUUUCGAUCAAGCGUCUCACGUAUUCACUUCUAUUCAUCGUAACCAACAGGGACAGCAGUCUUUUGAGUACAAUGAUCUGAAUAAGCAUGUCUCUCUCGAAGUCGAUUGCUGUUUCGGGGAGAGUGCUCGGCAGAUCCCUCAACUUUAUACGAGACGUUGGAUUCAUGGCUUGUGUUUUUUUCAUGGUCGUUCCCCACAUUCAGUCAUAUUCCCCUGGCCCGCCUCAUUACAAGGCCUCUAA